Penicillium canariense is the source of this 243-nucleotide messenger RNA. RefSeq lists its product as uncharacterized. Bases 1 to 243 code for a protein of 80 amino acids. NCBI's taxonomy places the organism in Eukaryota, Fungi, Ascomycota, Eurotiomycetes, Eurotiales, Aspergillaceae. The transcript is spliced from 3 exons. The record is from RefSeq and is a predicted model, not a curated record.
AUGACCCUACUCUUCUCGAUUGGUUUUUGCAUCUUCAGCAUCCUUCGAUUAGUGGAACUGAAGCACUAUCGGACCGAUAACUUGACUUAUAGCAGCUCACUCACGCAGAUUUGGACAAUAUUGGAACUUGAUAUGGCGAUAAUCUGCGGGUCCCUUCUAUUAAUGAAACCCCUUGUUCAGCCUUGCAUGGGGACUCUCCGAAAAGGGAUUACACGGCUGAGCCGUGGAGAACCCCCCCCAUGA